UGUUUCUGCCAGUUCUCGGACUAUGUCCCUGCUGUCACAGCUGGAGAAGAUCAAUUUGGACUCUCUGUUGGGGGAAUCAGGCAGUGCCAGAUAUGUUACCUCAAAGAUCCUUCAUCUGGUCCAGAGCCAAGAAAAAACCAGGAAGGAGAUGACUUCAAAGGGGUGCACUGGAAUAGAAGUUAUGCUAUCAACGCUAGAGAAUACAAAAGAUACUCAAACUAUUCUAAAUAUAUUGAAUAUUCUGAUUGAGGUAGUCUCAGUUGGUGGUGGUCGGAGAGCAAAUAUCUUAGUUACCAAAGGAGGGACACAGAUCUUAUUACAGCUGCUUUUGACUGCCAGCAAAGAUUCUCCACCAAAUGAAGAAUUAAUGGUGCUGCUUCAUACUCUUCUUGCAAAAAUUGGUCCAAAAGACAAGAAGAUUGGCAUGAAAGCAAGAAUAAAUGGUACCCUGAACAUAUCACUGAAUUUAGUGAAACAGAAUUUGCAGAACCACAGGCUAAUAUUGCCAUGUCUUCAAGUACUAAGAGUUUACUCAACCAACUCUGUAAAUGCGGUGUCUUUGGGAAAGAAUGGAGUAGUGGAACUGAUGUUUAAGAUCAUUGGCCCUUUUAGUAAAAAGAACACUAGCCUUAUGAAGGUUGCUUUAGAUACACUUGCUGCGUUGCUAAAAUCAAAAACAAAUGCCAGGAGAGCAGUAGACAAAGGAUAUGUGCAGUUGCUUUUAACGAUUUAUGUUGAUUGGCACCGCCAUGAUAGUCGGCACAGAUAUAUGCUGAUACGUAAAGGAGUUUUACAGUGCAUUAAAAGUGUAACAAACAUCAAACUGGGAAGAAAAGCAUUUAUUGAUGCCAAUGGGAUGAAAAUUCUCUACAACACUUCACAAGAGUGCCUUGCUGUGAGAACUCUUGAUCCUCUUGUCAACACAUCCAGCCUAAUAAUGAGAAAAUGUUUUCCUAAAAAUCGUCUUCCCUUACCGACUAUCAAAAGUGCUUUCCAUUUCCAACUCCCAGUUAUUCCUGCCAGUGGUCCUGUGGCUCAGCUGUACAAUUUGCCUCCUGAUGUGGAUGACGUAGUAGAUGAAAGUGAUGAUAAUGAUGAUCCUGAAACAGAAUCAGAAAUUGAAACUGAAAAUGAUGAUGACAAGGACCAACAUUUUAAGAAUGAUGAUAUUGAGACUGAUAUUAAUAAACUGAAACCUAGACAAGAAUUGGGAAGACCCAUAGAAGAACUGAAAAUGUAUGAGCACUUUUUCCCAGAACUUUCAGAAAACUUUCAGGAAUGGGAGUUAGUUUCCAAGGAACCAAAGCCUUUUGUACCUGAUGCAAAUAUGAGUGGACCUAUUGUUGUUCCUACAGCUGGCAAGGAGCACUCUACUGAAGAAAACCAGUUAACAAAAGGAGUUGCUUUGAAGGAGGGCAAUCCUUUAAUGACAGAGGAAUGCAAUAGGAGACCAGUCUUUCUGGAACUACCAAAGAAAGAUAGUUUGAAAGACAGUAGUUCACAGCAGGAAAAUGAUCAAAGAAACAUGGUUCCAUCAUGCCAGUGUCUAAGCCAAGAAAUUGUGAAAGGUUUGGACAGAAUCAGUCUGCAGAACAAUGCAAAAAAUGAUCAGUAUUAUGGUACAGGUUGUGCAGUAAAGAAGGAAAGCAAAGCUAGCCUUACCACACUUGCUUGUAGUAAACCUUGUGAACAUGUUUCACCCUGUGGAAGUAGCCUCUUUGAAGGAUCAUCUGUCCAGCUGGGAAAACUCUGCUGCGCUGGAGUGGAUUCAGGGGAGGAGGAUGAUUCCAGAUCUAGUUCAUCAGAGGAACAAAUUGUGCUCGAGGUUUCUGAUGUAUCACCAGUUCACGACUGUGAUCUUUAUAUUGAAAUGAUGAAAACCACAAAGUCUAUUCUGGAAUAUUCAGAAGUAGCCUAUCCAGACUAUUUUGGCCAUAUUCCACCACCAUUUAAGGAACCUAUACUGGAAAGGCCAUAUGGGGUGCAGAGGACAAAAAUUUCUCAAGAUAUUGAAAGGCUGAUUCAUCAGAAUGACAUUAUAGACAGAGUUGUGUAUGACCUCGAUAAUCCAAGUUAUUCAGUACCAGAGGAAGCAGAUGUUUUGAAGUUUAAUUCCAAAUUUGAAUCUGGAAACCUGCGCAAAGUUAUUCAGAUCAGAAAAAAUGAAUAUGAUCUAAUUCUGAACUCAGAUAUAAAUAGCAAUCAUUAUCAUCAAUGGUUUUACUUUGAAGUCAGUGGAAUGAAAACUGGCAUUGGUUACCGGUUUAACAUCAUCAACUGUGAAAAGUCAAACAGUCAGUUUAACUAUGGUAUGCAGCCCCUCAUGUAUUCUAUUCAAGAGGCACUAAAUUCUCGACCAAGCUGGACUCGUGUUGGAACAGAUAUUUGUUACUAUAAGAAUCACUUUUCAAGAAGUUCAAUUGCUGCUGGAGGUCAGAAAGGAAAAUCUUAUUACACAAUUACAUUCACAGUCACUUUCCAACAUAAAGAUGAUGUCUGCUACUUUGCUUACCAUUAUCCGUAUACAUACUCAACUUUGAAGAUGCAUCUUCAGAAGCUGGAAUCUAUGCACAACCCUCAGCAGAUAUAUUUUCGACAAGACGUUCUCUGCGAGACUCUGGCUGGUAACAGCUGUCCAUUAGUCACUAUUACAGCCAUGCCAGAGUCCAAUUACUAUGAACAUAUCUGUCAGUUCAGGAAUCGUCCUUAUGUUUUCCUCUCUGCUCGUGUACAUCCUGGCGAGACAAAUGCAAGCUGGGUUAUGAAGGGAACACUGGAAUACCUUAUGAGCAAUAGUCCAAAUGCCCAGUAUUUACGAGAAUCUUAUAUUUUCAAAAUUAUUCCCAUGCUUAAUCCAGAUGGCGUCAUCAAUGGAAA
Messenger RNA from Acanthisitta chloris (rifleman), 2877 nucleotides. RefSeq names its product ATP/GTP binding protein 1 (gene AGTPBP1). The transcript has 19 exons. The annotation marks the transcript as partial. The record is from RefSeq and is a predicted model, not a curated record. Lineage: Eukaryota; Metazoa; Chordata; Aves; Passeriformes; Acanthisittidae. Gene Ontology annotation, molecular function: zinc ion binding; metallocarboxypeptidase activity. Gene Ontology annotation, biological process: protein side chain deglutamylation; C-terminal protein deglutamylation; proteolysis.